AUGCCUAUCCCACCACUUAUAUCUUCAAACUUACCUUCAUCAACAGGUCCAUACCAAGUAGGCUACGUACCCCUCUCGCAUAAACCCAUAACACCCUUUUCGCACCCUCAGCCGACAUUCGUCGAGACUGGAUCUCCCGCAUUGAAAGUCCACGAUAUAAGCUAUUCGGUAUUCUACCCUACCGAUGCGAAGAGAGGGGCGAAGGGAGUGAGCUGGGUGCCGCAGCCUUUCUGGGGAGUCGUUAAAGGAUAUGAGCUGUUUUUGCAAGGGAAGACCGGACAGGUGUCUAGUAGAGGCAUGAGGUGGCUAGCUAGUACGUUGGGAUACAUAGCUGGUAGAUUACGAAUCCCAGUCCAUCCAUACGCCUCUCUCCUCCCUCCCACCUCAGCAUCAGGUAAAUACCCACUAGUGAUCUUCUCACAUGGUCUGGCGGGUACUCGACAUACCUACUCCCAAUUUUGUGCUGGUCUAGCUUCGGAGGGGUACGUGGUAUUAGCCUUGGAACAUAAAGACGGAAGUGGACCUGCUGUUUGUUUGUCGUCUGAGGAAGGGAAUGGAGAUGGGAAGGUGUUGCAUUAUAUCAGACAGGGUGAUAUCAAAUGGGCAUCAGGUGAAGACAAAUCCUUGACUCAUUUCCGAGCUCUUCAACUCGAUAUCCGUUCAAGGGAGAUCUACGAAUCUUACCAUACCUUCAAAAACCUAAUCACAAACAACUUUUUGGAGGGUAAUAACGCUUAUAACAUACUGAGCGAAGUGGGUGAUAAUAAGGAAAAACAGAAGGAUGUAGAGAAGAAGAAACAGUGGAUCGAUAAUUUGAAGGAUAAGGUGGAUUUUGAGGAUUUGAAAUUGACAGGACAUAGCUUUGGAGGUGGAACAGUUCUGCACAUCCUCCAAACAUCUUCACCGGACCCUACCAACCUCCCAUCAUUACCUAUCAAACAUGCGAUAGCUCUUGAUCCAUGGCUCGAACCUAUCCCCUUACCAUCCUCCUCUACCAAAUCGCAUCCCACCAUGCCCCCUAUACUAGUUAUCAACUCUAUAGGCUUUACUGAAUGGUCCAGUCAUUUCACUAGGUUGGUAGGUAUGAUCAAAAGUGCUCAAGGGAGUUUACUCAGUAUAGUCGGUGUUGGGCACCAAUCAUUCUCUGAUUUCCCAUUACUUGAUCCCCGAUCUCACAAUUCCGCCAAACUGCUCUUAAAUAAGAUUCACGAUCUGUCGACUUUCUUCCUCCAAGGGAAAUUGAACGAAUCUGUCGAUGUGAAGGGUAAGGCAGUCGACGGAGGGAAGUUGGUUAAAGAUGAGAAUGGGAAAUUGGGUGAUAAAGAGGGUGAAGUGAUUGUACAUCUCCUAGGCAAGGAAUAG
This is a messenger RNA of Kwoniella botswanensis, 1362 nucleotides long. RefSeq lists its product as uncharacterized. The coding region runs from base 1 to 1362 and encodes 453 amino acids. NCBI's taxonomy places the organism in Eukaryota, Fungi, Basidiomycota, Tremellomycetes, Tremellales, Cryptococcaceae. The record is from RefSeq and is a predicted model, not a curated record. Gene Ontology annotation, molecular function: 1-alkyl-2-acetylglycerophosphocholine esterase activity. The transcript has 6 exons.